Messenger RNA from Cucurbita moschata (crookneck pumpkin), 2780 nucleotides. Its product is annotated as cullin-1-like. The record is from RefSeq and is a predicted model, not a curated record. Gene Ontology annotation, biological process: ubiquitin-dependent protein catabolic process; protein ubiquitination. The transcript is spliced from 20 exons. Gene Ontology annotation, cellular component: cullin-RING ubiquitin ligase complex. The coding region runs from base 227 to 2455 and encodes 742 amino acids. NCBI's taxonomy places the organism in Eukaryota, Viridiplantae, Streptophyta, Magnoliopsida, Cucurbitales, Cucurbitaceae. Gene Ontology annotation, molecular function: ubiquitin protein ligase binding.
AAUAUUAUUAUCAAAGAAAAUCUUCGCUAGCACUUUGCAACUUAUCCCACCAACGCCCAUCGGAAUUUCUUUUCGCUCAUCUCCCUUUUCGAUCGCUAUCUACAGGGUUUUACUUUCCGCUCAUUGAAUCAGUUUCCUCGUAGGGUUUUCUUUUUGUUUUGGUUCGAAUCUGCUUUCAGUAUCUCCCUCUCUUUCUCCUGAAAUAGGAGUUGGUGAUAAUACGACGAUGAACGAGCGAAAGACCAUUGAUUUAGAGCAAGGAUGGGACUUCAUGCAAAAAGGAAUCACGAAAUUGAAGAACAUUCUAGAGGGACUGCCGGAGCCACAGUUCAGCUCGGAAGACUACAUGAUGCUCUACACAACCAUCUAUAAUAUGUGCACUCAAAAGCCUCCACAUGACUACUCACAGCAGUUGUAUGAUAAGUACCGCGAAUCAUUUGAAGAGUACAUAACUUCAUCGGUAUUGCCAUCUUUGAGGGAGAAACAUGAUGAGUUCAUGUUGAGAGAGCUUGUGAAAAGAUGGGCAAACCACAAAGUGAUGGUUAGGUGGCUUUCUCGCUUCUUCCAUUAUCUUGAUCGGUACUUUAUAGCUCGAAGGUCACUUCCACCUCUUCACGAUGUUGGGCUGACUUGCUUCCGUGAUCUGAUUUACCAGGAGUUAAAUGCAAAAGUUAGAGAUGCUGUUAUAUCACUGAUCGAUCAAGAGCGUGAAGGAGAGCAAAUUGACCGGGCUUUGCUAAAGAAUGUCUUAGAUAUAUUUGUGGAGAUUGGGAUGGGGCAAAUGGAUUGCUAUGAAAAUGACUUUGAAACAGCCAUGCUCAAAGACACUGCUGCAUAUUACUCUCGAAAGGCUUCUAACUGGAUUCUCGAAGACUCCUGUCCUGAUUAUAUGUUGAAAGCUGAGGAAUGUCUAAGACGUGAGAAGGAUAGGGUCUCACAUUAUUUGCACUCUAGCAGUGAGCCUAAACUUCUUGAGAAAGUUCAACAUGAACUGUUGUCUGCCUAUGCUACCCAACUGCUUGAAAAAGAGCAUUCUGGAUGUCAUGCAUUGCUUAGAGAUGACAAGGUGGAAGACUUAUCACGAAUGUUCAGACUGUUCUCUAAAAUUCCUCGGGGGUUAGAUCCAGUUUCAAAUACAUUUAAGCAGCAUGUUACUACUGAGGGAACUGCCUUGGUGAAACAAGCAGAAGAUGCAGCAAGCAACAAGAAGGCUGAGAAGAGGGAUGUCAUUGGUUUGCAGGAACAGGUGUUCGUAAGAAAAGUGAUCGAACUGCAUGAUAAAUAUUUGGCAUAUGUGAACAACUGCUUCCAAAAUCAUACACUUUUCCAUAAGGCUCUCAAGGAGGCUUUUGAGGUCUUUUGCAACAAGGGCGUUGCUGGAAGUUCAAGUGCAGAGUUACUUGCAACUUUUUGCGAUAACAUUCUUAAGAAAGGUGGAAGUGAGAAACUGAGUGAUGAAGCCAUUGAAGAGACUCUGGAGAAGGUCGUGAAGUUGCUUGCUUACAUCAGUGAUAAAGAUCUUUUUGCUGAAUUUUAUCGGAAAAAGCUUGCUCGACGGCUUCUUUUUGAUAAGAGUGCCAACGACGAGCACGAGAGAAGUAUUCUGACUAAACUGAAACAGCAAUGUGGUGGUCAGUUCACCUCAAAGAUGGAGGGCAUGGUCACAGAUUUGACUUUGGCAAAGGAGAAUCAAGCCAGCUUUGAGGAGUAUCUUACCACUAAUCCACAAGCACAUCCUGGCAUCGACUUGACGGUUACGGUCCUGACUACAGGGUUUUGGCCUAGCUACAAGUCCUUCGAUCUUAACCUUCCGGCCGAGAUGGUUAAAUGUGUUGAGGUUUUCAAAGAGUUUUAUCAGACUAAAACAAAGCACAGGAAGCUUACAUGGAUUUACUCUCUGGGUAUCUGUAACAUCAUUGGAAAGUUUGAACCAAAAACUAUUGAACUGAUAGUGACUACCUAUCAGGCUUCUGCCUUGCUGCUGUUCAAUUCCUCUGACAGACUUAGUUACUCAGAAAUUAUGACUCAACUAAAUUUGAACGAUGACGACGUUGUGAGACUACUCCAUUCCUUGUCGUGUGCUAAAUAUAAGAUUCUUAACAAGGAGCCGAGUACUAAAACUAUCUCGCCAUCCGAUCACUUCGAGUUCAAUACGAAGUUUACAGACAAAAUGAGGAGGAUCAAGAUUCCUCUUCCACCUGUGGAUGAGAAGAAGAAAGUAAUUGAAGAUGUCGACAAGGACCGACGUUACGCGAUUGAUGCAUCAAUUGUUCGCAUUAUGAAGAGUCGGAAAGUUUUGAGUCACCAGCAGUUGGUGCUGGAGUGCGUCGAGCAACUCGGUCGCAUGUUUAAGCCCGACUUUAAGGUAAUCAAAAAGCGGAUUGAAGAUCUAAUCACCCGAGACUAUCUGGAAAGAGACAAAGAUAACCCGAGCUUGUUCAGGUACCUAGCAUGAUCAUCCAGCCUUCGUCAAAGAAGUGUUACGAUUCUUAUGACUAGAAAUAGCUCUAAAAGGAAAUCGUUCGAUGACAAUGACGAUGACAAUGAAGAUGCUGGCGGUACGAGUUUGAAUGUAUAAAUUAAACUGAGAAAAUCGAUCUGUUCGAACUAUUUUUCCAUCUAAGCAAGUUGAGAUGCUUGUUAUAUGAAUUAGAAAACUGAUGGAAAAUCUGAAAAUCCCAAUGUUGAGAUGAUUAUUGCUUAAUUGGGCAAAUGGAGUGAAAAUAAUUGAAUUUAUUACUGUAAUUUCCAUCUGCAUAUUUAUUAUUCAAUAAUUAGUU